GGUGCGGAGCGGUGCGGUGCGGAGCGGGGCGGCGGGGAUUUAAGAGCGGAGGGCGCCGGGGCGAGGAGCGGUGCGGAGAGGAGCAGUGCCCAUCGCCAGAGGCCGGCUUGGCUCCGAGGUGCAGGUCCUGGCACCGCGGGAGGACGAGAGCCCGGAGCAUGCUCGGCACAGAGAAGGCUGGAAAAGAAGGGGCUUGUAAAUCGUCGUCUUCUCAGAGUCACUGGAAGCUGAAGAUGGAUAUUAAGCACGUGAAGGACUAUAUCUACUGGCUGUACUACCAGUACCUGCUGAUCACCUGCAGCUACGUGCUGGAGCCCUGGGAGCAGUCCAUGUUCCACACCAUCACCGUGACUGUUUUCGCUAUGGUGGUGUACACCGCUUACGUCUUCGUCCCCAUCCACGUCCGCCUGGCUUUUGAGUUCUUCUCCCAGAUAUUCGGGGGCCAGCCCGACAGCACGGUUUCCAUCGUGAACUGAACUCGCCCGAGUAGUGAUUAGCAGCUCUUGCAGCGGGUGAAACGCAAUGGCUUCCACAAUUCUGUGUAUUUAUUCUGAAGGAGUUUUGCAGUGAUGAAAACCCCACUCUAUCUUACAAAAUAUGGCUUGCUUAAUUACCAUAGCUGAAAACCAGAAUAAUGCACUGACUGCUGGCUGCACGGUCCCAGCUGAAUUAAACACAGGCCUGCUUCUGUUGUGUGAUACUGGAACACGUCAUCUGGAAUGCAACACUUACCUAGUAUUAAAGCAGCUCACUCUAAGCAAAAUAUUCAUGUACGAUGAGUCCCCUGCUUUCAAGACCAUCUUCUAGUCUCUAACAUCUCCAGGACUUUCUCUGUUGUAACAGAAGGCAGGUAGUCAGAGUGGCAUGGUUUUAAAGCGCGUGGUUUUCUACACCUCCAGCACCCCAGCUGAAUCGUGCUGCCAUACAGGGAGCAGCAGAGGCUGCUUGCGAUGGCUGUGAGGAAGAGCAUUGCGCUGGUUUUACCGAAAGAAGUUCUGCCAGCAAAAUGGCAAAAUACAUUGUGCUGCGAGGAUGUCAGGAGAUGAGUAAAACAAAGCGUGAUCUGAGUGCUAGUAUCUGUUUUUUGACUUCUGGUUUUUCAUGUCUGGGAGAGGAAAUUAGAAGAGAGAGUAAUAGGAGUACAAAGUUGAAUCCAGCUUUUUGCGUUGCAUCUGUUUAGAUGGUCUGAGAUAGCAAAAAAGAAAAACAGGUUAUAGGCAAUCUUGCAGUUUACUGAAAAGGACAGAAAGAAACAGAAUUGUGCCUGUGUCACUGCACUCCUGCCCCCUUUGAGCGAAUCCGAGACAUCUUUUCUUUCUGCUCCCAUUCACUAAGGCAAGCAAAGUGCAUGCUGCACCAGGGGAAGAUGAUCCAGUAAAUAGAGUGGAAGUAACAUUUUAACAACUGCAGGGAAGUCUGAGUGCUUAACGACAUCUCCUUUAUAAAGAAGAAAUGAGAUUUAUUUUAAUUGCCUGUGGGAAGUUUCUCAAACAAUGGAAGGUUUGUUGCUUUUUCACUCUACAUCCAAAUCAAGAAUCAAUGCCAAAUCACGUGAGUUAUACAGUGCAUGUAUCUAACAGCUGAUGCUGCUGUUAUUAAAAUGAGAGGUGUAAAAUGUAAAUAGCUUCAAAUGAUGUUUGCACACUUACAGGAUUAAAAUAAAAUUCUUUUUCAAGCUGUAGUGCUUAAAAGAAUGAUGCCUUCCUAAAUUUGUUUGGAAACGAAGACAUGUUUUGAAGGUUGAGCAGAUCUGAACAUGUGUAUGCAGUUUUUCCGAAAACAAUAAAAUUUUAUUCUUUGGAAACAAUA
Molecule: messenger RNA, 1809 nt
Organism: Oxyura jamaicensis (ruddy duck)
Lineage: Eukaryota; Metazoa; Chordata; Aves; Anseriformes; Anatidae
Gene: SPTSSB
Product: serine palmitoyltransferase small subunit B
Exons: 3
Coding region: 159-476 (105 amino acids)
Biological process (GO): ceramide biosynthetic process; endoplasmic reticulum organization
Cellular component (GO): serine palmitoyltransferase complex
Molecular function (GO): serine C-palmitoyltransferase activity
Source: RefSeq, a predicted model, not a curated record